Messenger RNA from Arabidopsis arenosa, 1397 nucleotides. The record is from the annotation of a GenBank genome assembly. Lineage: Eukaryota; Viridiplantae; Streptophyta; Magnoliopsida; Brassicales; Brassicaceae.
ACAACUCAAUUUUAAUAAGUAAAAAGGCAAUGGAAGAGUCACGAUCAUCCCACAGAAAGGAGAGGAUGCAGACGAAGAAGAAAACGGGUCGUGGGUCAGGGUCAGGAUCCGGGUCGAUACAGAUAAAGAUGAGGAAGCUCCGAGUGCUGAUACCGGGUGGGCGAAGAUUGAACCAACCGGAUCUGCUUCUAUCAAAGACUGCUGAUUAUAUUAUGCAUUUGGAGUUGAGGAUUAGAUAUUACUUAAAGAAGAAAAGGUCCAGUCUUUCUUCAUCACCAAACGAAUCUGAUCAAAACCCAGAAUUUUCCGACUCCGAUACUUACCAAAGACAGCUUCAACAGCUUUUUCAUCUCCACGAUUCAGGUCUAGAUCAAGCUUUAAUCGAUGCUCUUCCUGUGUUUCUUUACAAAGAGAUCAAAGGUACGAAGGAACCUUUUGAUUGUGCAGUGUGUCUUUGUGAAUUCUCGGAAGAUGAUAAGCUGAGAUUGCUUCCGAAUUGUAGUCACGCUUUUCACAUAGAUUGUAUCGAUACUUGGCUUCUCUCGAAUUCGACUUGUCCACUUUGUAGAGGAACCCUUUUCUCUUUAGGUCAUCAAUUUGAAUACCCGGAUUUCAAUUUCGGGUUUUUCGCCGGAGAUGAUGGAGGAGUUAGGGUUUCUCCGGUGCAGAAACCAGCUGAGAAUGAGAUUGGGAAGAGAGUGUUUUCAGUGAGGCUUGGUAAGUUUAGGAGCAGUAAUAUUGUCAACAAUGGUGAAGUAGUAGUAGGAGGAGGAGAGACAAGUAGUGGGUGUGUGAGCAGUAGUAGUCUUGAUAACAGAAGAUGUUUCUCAAUGGGGUCUUAUCAGUACAUAGUGGCUGAAUCAGAUCUGGUGGUGGCUUUGUGUCCUAAUAAUGAAGGAUUGAAGAAUGUGAAAGAAGGAGAGAGUAUUAAUAAGGAUGUUGAAGGGAAGAAGAUUAACAUGAGAAGUAAAGGUGAGAGCUUUUCUGUGUCAAAGAUUUGGCAAUGGUCUAAUAAGAGAUCAAAGUUUCCUAAUAAUCAUCCAUCAGAAACCAAUCUUGUGGUUGGUGGUUCUUCUUCUUCUUAUGCUUGUUCUGGAUCUGGGAGUACAGUUACUGCUGGGUUAGCAUUGAAUGGAAGAAGAUUUCAGGGUCCAUGAGAUUAAAGGGUACAGAUCAGAGAGGGUAGCUUAAUUCUGCCAUUGAUUUAAUUGAAUUAUUUGAUUUUGAGUUUUGGUGAAUUCUUUCUGGUUUAACACGAUACUGUAGUGUUCUUUUGUGUCCUCUGUAGCUGAAUCUCUUUGUGUAUCGAGGGGAAUAAGCUUUUGUUCUUUGAUGAUGUUAUAGUGAUACACUCUUAUAUGGGAUGUUUCUAGUUCUAAUCAAACUUUGUUCAUAAU